GCAUACGUAUGACCAACACUGGAAGAGCUGAGCUCAUUGGGUCCAAAAUAUAAAAGCGGGCAGUAUCCGUAGACAUGCUCAAUGAGUCACUCACUCUCCCUCUAGCUUAUUCCCUACAUAUAUAUAUCAUCUGUCUAUUCUUCAGGUGAAGCAUAAACGGUAUUCACAAUUGCCGUGGUGAAUUGAUCAAGUGAGCUGAUCAUAGCAGGACUCGAAGCCACAGGUUCAGACCUGUCAUUCGUGGAACUUUGGGAGACUUUCAGAGAUCCAGCCAGCCGACGUCCUGACCUCCUCUGAUCGUCGUGACUUAGUUCCUAGGGCAGUCUGAUUCUUGCCUUCAAAUGUACGAUGGCUACAUUUUCCCGGUGAACAGAUUCCGAAGACUUCUCUCCACACAUCCAAGCAGCUGCAAGUUCCGUUUCGCAGCUGAUCUCGAUUACUUAGACCCAAGAACUCAGCUGGCUCUGUACGUGCCGUCACUGUGCGAAGAUGGCUAGACCGUCGACCAGCGUGAGGAGUACCUCUCUCAGACUGCUCUUGGGUGCUCUUCUAGCACAUCAGUUAUUAGUGCUCGUCGCUGCGGAUAUCAAAGGAGGCAUAAUUAGCCGAAAGGGUACUCAAUUCUUCGACGCGAACGGAAAUCCCUUCCUGGUGCAUGGCUGCAAUUUUUACUGGUUGAUGUACCAAGCAGCGGACCCGUCGUCUCGUAAUUUGGUCGACGAUGUGCUAGAGGACGCACAAAGGUUGGGACUCAACGUGGGACGUACGUGGGCUUUCGCUGAUGGUGGCUAUAGAGCUCUGCAAUUAUCUCCUGGAGUGUACGAUGAGACUGUCUUCCAGGCACUGGAUUAUGCCCUGGUACAAGCUCGGAAACACAACAUGAGACUCGUGUUGAGUCUGGUAAACAACUACGAGAAUUACGGAGGGAAACCACAAUACGCUCUCUGGGGGCGUCAGCGAGGCCAUCAUGUGCCCAACGAUGAUGCUUUCUACACGCACCCAGUACUUCGAACUUGGUACAAGAAUCACGUCAAGAGAGUCUUGACCAGAGUGAACACCAUCUCCGGAAUAGCAUACAAGGAUGAUCCCACCAUUUUCGCAUGGGAGCUCAUAAAUGAGCCUCGUUGCGAGACAGAUCCUUCAGGAAAUACAAUGGCGAAAUGGGUCAAGGAGAUGGCAGCUUAUGUCAAGUCGAUAGACAAGAAACAUAUGUUGGAAAUUGGCUUGGAAGGCUUCUACGGCCCGAAGCACGGAAUCAGCCGAAGGUGGGCCUACCCAUUCAACACCGACAACACUGGCACCGACUACAUUCGCUUGAACAAAAUCGCGAACAUCGACUACGCCACAGUCCAUUCCUACCCAGAUCUUUGGCUCACGUCUUGGAACAAUCCAGCCAAACUGAUAUUCCUGCGAAUCUGGACGAACAUCCACAUCCGAGAUGCAAAUAAGGUCCUGAAGAUGCCGAUCCUGUUCGGGGAGUUCGGCAAGAGCAAUCGCGUCAGUGGGUACGAGCCCGUGCAGCGGCAAGAAUUUUUCUGGACGGUGUACAACAGCGUGUACUCGUCCAUCGAGAGAGGCGGCGGAGGAGUCGGCUCCAUGCUCUGGCAGCUGCUUCCGAAGGGCAUGGAGUCGUGGGAUGAUGGAUUCGCUGUGUUUGCGAGCGAUCCCGCCACGUCCAACGUCAUCAACUCCCAAACCAUGCGCCUGGCCACGGUCUCCAAAGCUCUGAGGGAGGCCAGGAACGCAUCGUCCUCGACAUCAGGAUCAGCACGUGCUCGAAUCCGCAGUAAACUCGAAUCGGAACCACUAUCCUCCUCAUCAUCAGACACCCUGCCGUCUACCGACUUUCGGUAGGAGACUGUCGUGCCAGAGAGUAUGAUUCGCUCGAUGGUGUCGACUUCCCCAACAGUCCGAGCUAGGAGUUGUUCCUUCCGGUAAGGUGGCAUGCUCAAUUCCUACUUUCUUUCAGCUCUCCGUUGGCAGCACCAUAGCUCACCUUGAGUGAGAGCGCACAUGUACAAUACAGUUCACUCAAAAUUCUUUCAGCUUCUCUCUGGGACCAACCUCGUUGCCCUUCAAUCGAGAGAGCGCAGACACAGAGAUAUAUUCCCCCAGCUCUCCCUUGGCCUCCAAAUGUCAUAGCCGGAUGAGAGAGCGAACCCUAGACAAAAUGAUUGUAUAUCCCAGACAAGUCCCUGGCAACCCUGCAGCUCCCAUCGCCACUCAUCCUCGGCAAAGCCAGAGUCGAUUAGUGGACACAACCAUGGCGAUGGUGAAGCAGCAAACUCUGAACAGGCCUAUAGUCACAAUACUGGCAGAAUAGAGAGCCGGCUUAGAGUUCCAGUAUGGAUCCGCCCAAAUUAGGCCAACCAGUGCCAUUGAUACAACACGGUACAUAUUAUCUGCAGCCAGAUAUAACUUCAUAACCAAUCUUUAGCAACUAGUCCUGGUUGCAUAUAAUAAAUCAAUCCGAUCGACCCUCACUUCUACAGUACGGAGCCCAGUCAACCAUUUUGAAUAAAUAAGUGGCUCCAGAUCUAGAUUAUAUGAAAGGAAUUCGAGAGAUAUCAGUCGAUUUCGGAUUUAACUCUGAACAAAUUAUAGCAUAGAAUUCUACAAAAUUUGUAAGCUCGUCUGUUAAUUCGCAAUAACAGAUUCUCACCUUUGCUGUGAAAGAGUAAAGAUUUGUCAAUUAUAAUUACUCC
Molecule: messenger RNA, 2705 nt
Organism: Marchantia polymorpha subsp. ruderalis
Lineage: Eukaryota; Viridiplantae; Streptophyta; Marchantiopsida; Marchantiales; Marchantiaceae
Source: the annotation of a GenBank genome assembly